ACGGUGGCGGGGAGCGCGCGCGCCCGCCCUCCCUCCAGUAAAGCCAGCGCCUAUCGCGGCCGCCGCCGCUUCUCCUCCUCCAGCCUGGGAGCGUAAUCAACGGCCGCGCCUGCAGCUCCCCGCCUCUCCCCCUCCCACCAUUAUCCUCCCUCCCGGCGCGCGCCCCCUCUCACCCCCCGCCCGCUCGGCGAGAAAGCGAGACAGCGCUGCCCGCUCCCCGCCGCGCCGAUCCCCUCCAUGGAGCUGGCGCCGCCCCGCUAAGCCGGAGCUGCCCGCCUGCCCGCUGCCGCUGGGGAGUAGCCGGCUGAGAAGGGGAGGGAGGGAGGGGGGUGGGGGGCGGAGGAAGGUGGGGUCGCGGAGUGUGUGACACGCGCGGGGAGCGGCGGCGGCGGCUGCGGGCCGCGGGAGGAGGAGCGGGGAGUCCCGGCGCGGCCGCGGGAGCCCCCCAGGGCGGGCGGCGGGAGCUGCCGUAGCGGCUGGGAUUUACCGUGGUGGUGGCGGUUGGCGCUGACCGGCGGGGGAGCGCGCCGCGCGGCGGGGACCGUGCCCGCGGCCCCCCCUCCCCCCUCCCUCGCCCCUUUCCCUCCUCCUUCCCUCCCCCCUGCUCCCCCUCCCAGGGGCCGCCGCCUCUCGGGCUGAUCCCCCCCGCCCGGACCAUGGCCGACGACGACGUGCUGUUCGAGGACGUGUACGAGCUCUGCGAGGUGAUCGGCAAGGGUCCAUUCAGUGUUGUGCGGCGAUGUAUCAACAGGGAAACAGGGCAACAGUUUGCUGUAAAGAUUGUCGAUGUAGCAAAAUUCACUUCAAGUCCUGGAUUAAGCACAGAAGAUCUGAAGAGAGAAGCCAGUAUUUGUCAUAUGCUGAAGCAUCCUCAUAUUGUUGAACUAUUGGAGACGUACAGCUCAGAUGGAAUGCUUUAUAUGGUCUUUGAGUUUAUGGAUGGAGCAGAUCUGUGUUUUGAAAUUGUGAAGAGAGCAGAUGCUGGAUUUGUGUACAGUGAGGCUGUAGCCAGUCAUUACAUGAGACAGAUAUUGGAAGCUCUACGUUACUGUCAUGAUAAUAAUAUAAUUCACAGGGAUGUGAAGCCACACUGUGUACUGCUUGCCUCAAAAGAGAAUUCAGCCCCAGUGAAGCUUGGUGGCUUCGGGGUAGCAAUUCAGUUAGGAGAGUCUGGGCUAGUUGCUGGAGGACGUGUAGGAACACCUCAUUUUAUGGCCCCAGAAGUGGUAAAAAGGGAACCUUAUGGGAAGCCUGUAGAUGUUUGGGGUUGUGGCGUGAUCCUUUUUAUCCUGCUAAGUGGUUGUUUGCCUUUUUAUGGAACCAAGGAAAGAUUAUUUGAAGGCAUUAUUAAAGGAAAAUACAAGAUGAAUCCUAGGCAAUGGAGCCAUAUUUCUGAAAGUGCCAAAGAUCUGGUACGCCGCAUGCUUAUGCUGGAUCCAGCAGAAAGGAUAACAGUAUAUGAAGCAUUGAAUCAUCCCUGGUUAAAGGAGAGAGAUCGCUAUGCAUACAAGAUUCAUCUUCCAGAAACAGUAGAACAAUUGAGAAAAUUCAAUGCAAGACGAAAACUAAAGGGGGCAGUACUAGCAGCUGUGUCAAGCCACAAAUUCAACUCCUUCUAUGGUGACCCCCCUGAAGAGCUGCCAGACUUCUCUGAAGACCCCACCUCCUCAGGACUUCUAGCAGCAGAAAGAGCAGUCUCACAGGUGCUGGACAGCCUGGAAGAAAUUCAUGCACUUACGGACUGCAGUGAAAAAGACUUAGAUUUUCUUCACAGUGUUUUCCAGGAUCAGCAUCUUCACACGCUACUAGAUCUUUAUGAUAAAAUAAACACAAAAUCUUCACCACAAAUCAGGAAUCCUCCAAGUGACGCUGUACAGAGAGCCAAAGAGGUAUUGGAAGAAAUUUCAUGUUACCCAGAGAACAAUGAUGCAAAAGAGCUAAAGCGUAUUUUAACACAACCUCAUUUCAUGGCCUUACUUCAAACUCAUGAUGUAGUGGCACAUGAAGUUUACAGUGAUGAAGCGCUGAGAGUUACACCUCCUCCCACCUCUCCAUACCUAAACGGGGAUUCUCCAGAAAGCGCCAACGGUGAUAUGGAUAUGGAGAAUGUAACACGAGUUCGACUGGUGCAGUUCCAGAAGAACACAGAUGAACCAAUGGGAAUCACUUUAAAAAUGAAUGAGCUGAACCAUUGCAUUGUGGCAAGGAUUAUGCAUGGAGGAAUGAUUCACCGGCAAGGUACACUCCAUGUAGGGGAUGAGAUCCGAGAAAUAAACGGAAUCAGUGUGGCAAAUCAAACUGUAGAACAACUACAAAAAAUGCUUAGGGAAAUGCGUGGAAGUAUUACCUUUAAGAUUGUGCCAAGUUAUCGCACGCAAUCUUCAUCCUGUGAGAGAGAUUCCCCCUCUACAUCCAGACAGUCCCCAGCUAAUGGUCAUAGCAGCACUAACAAUUCUGUUUCGGACUUGCCAUCGACAACACAACCAAAAGGACGACAGAUAUAUGUAAGAGCACAAUUUGAAUAUGAUCCAGCAAAGGAUGACCUCAUUCCUUGCAAAGAAGCUGGCAUCAGAUUCCGAGUUGGCGAUAUUAUCCAAAUCAUUAGCAAAGAUGAUCAUAACUGGUGGCAGGGUAAACUUGAAAACUCAAAAAAUGGUACUGCAGGUCUUAUUCCUUCUCCUGAGCUUCAAGAAUGGCGAGUUGCUUGUAUUGCCAUGGAGAAGACCAAACAGGAGCAACAGGCCAGCUGUACUUGGUUUGGAAAGAAAAAAAAGCAGUACAAAGACAAAUAUUUGGCAAAGCACAAUGCAGUGUUUGAUCAAUUAGAUCUCGUCACAUACGAAGAAGUAGUAAAACUGCCAGCAUUCAAAAGGAAAACGCUAGUCUUACUAGGUGCACAUGGUGUUGGAAGAAGACACAUAAAAAACACACUCAUCACAAAACACCCGGACAGAUUUGCUUACCCCAUUCCUCAUACAACCCGACCUCCAAAGAAAGAUGAAGAAAACGGGAAAAAUUACUACUUUGUAUCACAUGACCAAAUGAUGCAGGAUAUAUCAAACAAUGAAUAUUUGGAAUAUGGCAGCCAUGAGGAUGCAAUGUAUGGGACAAAACUGGAAACAAUACGAAAGAUCCAUGAGCAGGGACUAAUCGCAAUACUUGAUGUAGAACCUCAGGCAUUGAAGGUCCUGAGAACUGCAGAGUUUGCUCCUUUCGUUGUUUUUAUUGCUGCACCUACGAUUACCCCAGGCAUUAAUGAGGAUGAAUCUCUUCAGCGCCUGCAGAAGGAGUCUGAAAUCUUACAGAGAACAUAUGCACACUACUUUGACCUAACAAUUAUCAACAAUGAAAUUGAUGAAACUAUCAGGCACCUGGAGGAAGCCAUCGAGCUUGUGUGUACAGCCUCACAGUGGGUCCCAGUCUCCUGGGUUUACUAGACCAGUCAUGAGAGAAUUGAAAAGAAAAAAUUUGUCAUUACUGGGAACCACCUCAUACAUGGAAAACCUCUUCGUUAUUGACCUUAUGUCAACAGGUCUUGGCCCCUAGAGACUACCUAGAUGUAGUGUGACCUAAAAUAUAAUUAUUGUCAUGUCCGAAUAGAUAGGAGGAGGGGGAAAAAAAUCAAACACUAAUUUAAAGAGACAGUAUCUUUUUUUUAAUCAUUUCUCCUAAACUUUAAUAAAAUGUAUCUUUAAAUAUAUGUAUUAUUCAGUCCUUUGGAAUGUUAUAUUUUUGGAAAUCAUAGCUUUUUAUUUCAAGGGCCCCUAAAAACUGCACAAAAUAGAUGCUGCUUUCUAUAAUCUAUUUUAAUAGUAAUAAUAAUAUGAUUCUGUUACCUUAACUUGGGGGUGGAACACUACAUUCUUUUUAGAGUCUGAUUUUAUGGAUUGGAAUACUUUGCUUUCCUUUAUUUAUUUGAAGUAAUUAGUCUAGUGGUUACGAAACAAAUUCAUAAAUUUUAAAGGCCUUUUUUCACGCUUUUUUUUUUCCUAGGAUAGCAUUUUUAAGUACUUUUGUGUAACAUCCAGAUAAUGUGAUACUGUCUCUUUGAAGAACUCUGUAAAACUUUUAGAAAUUUGAAAUUGGGUCUUGACUCUUAAUGCAUGUGGACAGUCGCAAGCGUUCAUGCCGUUGGUGUAUCUGUGUUGAUAAAACCUGUAAUCUACAGCAAAGUACAUUCCGUUCAUGGGAACACGUACCCAAGGGAAUAAAGUAAAAUAUUAUUCUGACUAAGUUGUAAACCUAUGCACAUCCCUUGCAUUUUGGGCAACUUUAUAAAAAAAAAAGAAAAAAAAAACAAAACUGAUUUUUAUUAAUAAUAAUCAUGUAGUGAAAUGUGUUUGUAAUUUUGUCUCAAUUUAAUUUGUUGUAAGGUGGGAGGGGGCAAUUACUGGUUUCACCAUUUCAGAUCCGUGUUGUCUGAGAGUAUUAACGUUUUAAUUAAGUUUAAGCAAAGAAAUGCUGAUUUUUAAUAUGUAUGUAAUUGUUUAAAAAUGCACACAUUUUAAAAGAAAAUACUGUGCAAUGAAGAAACCAGUUUAGGCAUUGCGAUAAACUGACUAUUCCAAAAGACUCAUCUACAACAGCCCUGUAAAUUCCUUUAAAAAUGGUAAUUGACUCUACAGUCUGACCAAUUUUUUUUAUUUUAAAUAUACUUCCUUUUAUGUGUUCAACAAUUAAAUGCUUUUGGGUCCUUCAUUUCAUUGCAGGGAGUUUCAAGAACAAAUCAGCGGCUCGUGCAGUAAGGUUUCUUACAGUCUGUUAAGGGAAGGCCCUUGGAAAGGCAUAGCCUGUAGCGUGUUCCAGGGGCUCUGCUCCACCUGUACAAGCACAAGUUAAACUAAUUUAGAAUUAGAGCAGAGCCAAGUAAGAAAAUUUAACCAUGUGCUGACCUGGUGUUUUGUUUCCCUUCUUCAUGUGCUUACUGGCCCAGGUGGUUUGCAUUUUUUUCUGAAAAUGGAUACAGGAGCAAGCAUUGCCACCUCUUUUUUAGGUGUCAGAAAUGCAGUGUUCCUUCAAAUGAUUUAUCUUCAAGGCUCGGUUGGUGUGCUGUUGUGUAGUAUGAAGUUUAGUGCUUAUAUUGAAAUGAUACAGUGUUCUCAAAGGAUUUAUCCUCAGAGUUGAACUGUCAGCUGUAACUGAUCUGUGGGCUGCUCCAGUUGUUUGGCACUGCUGCACAUGUAAUCAGAAAAAGUUCUCACAGUUGAACCUUUAUAAUAGGGUUAAUUAUCUGAAACUGAACAUGAGCUGGCAGCGGGCACUCACAGCCCAGAAAGCCAACCGCAUCCUGGGCUGCAUCAAAAGAAGCGUGACCAGCAGGUCAAAGGAGGUGAUCCUGCCCCUCUACUCUGCUCUCGUGAGACCCCAUUUGCAGUACUGUGUGCAGUUCUGGUGUCCUCAACAUAAAAAGGACAUGGAGCUGUUAGAGCAAGUCCAGAGGAGGACCAUAAGGAUGAUAAGAGGGCUGGAGCACCUCCCGUAUGAAGACAGGCUGAGAAAGUUGGGGCUGUUCAGCCUGGAGAAGAGAAGGCUGCUUGGAGACCCCACAGUAGCCUUCCAGUACCUGAAGGGAGCCUACAAGGAUGCUGGAGAAGGACUCUUCAUUAGGGACUGUAGUGAUAGGACAAGGAGCAAUGGGUUUAAACUUGAAGAGGGUAAGUUCAGGUUAGAUAUAAGGAAAAAGUUCUCUAUUGUGAGAGUGGUGAGGCACUGGAACAGGUUGCCCAAAGAAGUGGUGAAUGCUCCAUCCCUGGCAGUGUUCAAGGCCAGGCUGGACAGAGCCUUGGGCAACAUGGUCUAGUGUGAGGCAUCCCUGCCCAUGGCAGGGGGGUUGGAACCAGACGAUCUUAAGGUCCUUUCAAACCCAAACCAUUCUAUGAUUCUAUCAUCAUAUAGCACAUAGGUUGCUAAUCUUCUGCCUACUCCUACUGCAGGUUGGGUGGUCAAAUCUCUGUUCUUGCAAAAUCCUUAGGCAAAGUCUAGGUCCAGCUAAGCCUCCUAGCCAGCGAGGUCAGGCAAGGUGUUUAUCUUGUGCAGCACCCAUAGUUCAGCUUGCAGCCUGCAGCGCAGAAGGGAAGUUGGUCCAUCACUUUACCCCACCUGACUGCAUCUCAAAGCAAGUACUGUAACCAGGUCCUUGAGUUUGUGGUUUGUGAAGUGCUGGAAACUAAUUGAUGAGAAACAAUCUGUGUGAGCCUUGUGUAAGCAAGCCAGCAUGUAACAGGGAACCUAUGGGAGUAAUACUAGCUGCUUGCGUGUUCUGAAUUUAGCCCCUGAAAAAAGGGGAUAGGUGCAAACUGUGAACUAUUUAGUGAGCAAGAGGUACUUCUUCAAGUAGUUGUGUCAUGUCACUCUAGUCCUGGACGAACCUUAUUGGGUGUUCCUGUAGAUCAGCUGUUACAAUAGGAGUAUCACAUGCUAGCUGAGCUCAUCGAAGUGACAGAUUCAUUCAUUCUCAAAACUACCUCUUUUCCCAGUAAAGCACAAAGGUGGGACAACCUACUACUGAAAAUCAAGCAGUGGAGUGUUUCUGAUGUUAGAAAUACAAACUUCUUCUCUGGUAAGCAUUGGUAUAUGACUUCAAUGACACCUUCUUCUUCUGAAAUGUUUAUGACAUUAAACAGGUAAAUAAUUUUUAUAAUUGGGGUAUAGUCCACCAUAAAUGUUUUGACUACACACUUUUGACUCUGUCAAAGUGAAUUUCUUGGAGUUUCUGUGUACCCAUCCUAUAAGAAAGAAAACUCAUAAUUCCCAUGAGGGUGCUUCUGCCUUAUGUAGAUGACAAUAAGUAGUGAUACAAUGUAACUAAUACGCUUUUCUUCUCUUAAGUGGAGCUACCAUUCAGUUAAUAUUACACAGUAGAAAGACUAACUUGGAGAGCUCUGUUUCUUUUAUUCCCAUGUAUAGCCUUUUAUCAAGGGACAAAAACUGUAAAGCACAUCAGUUAGCAUACUGUCCUGCCUCCUCUUUACCAUAGACUGUUUUCCUUGUGGGAACCUUCAGUAGCAAAAGAUUAACUUGGAACCCCCACUACGCUUUAACUGCGGCUUAACCAGGCAGCCCAGUGAGCUCUGUGAACUGGUUUCAGCACAGUCCCAGGAAAGCACAGAGCAACUCCAGGGACGACUCAGUCUGCCCGAUGAACGCCUUCUCUCCCUCCUGCCUUGCCCAAACCCUUCUGAUGCAUCUCUGGUUUUUGUGUGGUGUGUAGAGGGCAAAAGGCUGCCAUAAAUUCUGCUGGAAGCUUCACUUGCAUAGGGAAGACUCAUGCAGGUGCAGAGCUAUUGUUAUGAUAUUUAAUUUUUUUCCAAUCCCCAACUGGAGAAGGGUCCUCCUAGUAUUGUAAAUAUCACUGCAUAAUUUAGAGCAUCUCUUGGACUUCUCUAAAUUCAUGCUGAAAUGUGACCUCAGAAGCAGCCCUGGGAUUGGGAAGAAACAAAUAUUUCUGUUUGCCCGUUUUAUACUUUAUUUUUGUACAGGGGUUCAUAGAUUUGUAAAGAAAACUUGGUCUUAUCGGUAUGCUGCCUCAGUCUGACUGAUGCCUGUGAUUUCGAGGUGUUAAAGUUAGUCCAAUAAAUGUUCAUCAACCUCUGCUUCCAUUUUCUUAA
This is a messenger RNA of Strigops habroptila (Kakapo), 7607 nucleotides long. It is a transcript of the gene CASK, whose product is annotated as calcium/calmodulin dependent serine protein kinase. NCBI's taxonomy places the organism in Eukaryota, Metazoa, Chordata, Aves, Psittaciformes, Psittacidae. The transcript is spliced from 27 exons. Gene Ontology annotation, molecular function: protein kinase activity; ATP binding; signaling receptor binding. Gene Ontology annotation, biological process: protein phosphorylation; regulation of neurotransmitter secretion. The coding region runs from base 657 to 3437 and encodes 926 amino acids. Gene Ontology annotation, cellular component: cell-cell junction; plasma membrane; basolateral plasma membrane. The record is from RefSeq and is a predicted model, not a curated record.